Molecule: messenger RNA, 327 nt
Organism: Chroicocephalus ridibundus (black-headed gull)
Lineage: Eukaryota; Metazoa; Chordata; Aves; Charadriiformes; Laridae
Product: exendin-3-like
Exons: 3
Coding region: 1-327 (108 amino acids)
Biological process (GO): positive regulation of insulin secretion involved in cellular response to glucose stimulus; adenylate cyclase-modulating G protein-coupled receptor signaling pathway; negative regulation of apoptotic process
Cellular component (GO): extracellular region
Molecular function (GO): hormone activity; glucagon receptor binding
Source: RefSeq, a predicted model, not a curated record
AUGCAGCUCGUCCGCUGGCUGUACCUCUCCGGGCUGGUGUUUGCCGUGCUGAUCCCAGCAGGGUGGCAGAUGGGCCCCAAGGACUUGGAGGACACGUCCAGGCGGCAGUCAGACGAGUCGCAAAGCGCCCGAAACUUCGCCUCCAACACCAAGCGACACUCGGAAGGCACCUUCACCAGCGACUUCACCCGCUACCUGGACAAGAUGAAGGCCAAGGACUUUGUCCACUGGCUCAUCAACACCAAGCGGUUCAGCUCCACCAAGAGGUCCCUGCAGGAGGAGCCCCGCAGCAUCCCCUUCCCGCCCGCGCUCCCACCGCCGGCGUAA